AGCCUUGUUUCACGCUCAACUAGUUAGGUCUAGCCAAAAUGGCGAGCUUCGUGUAGGGGUCGAGUGUGAUUUCAUGUCACAUUUCGAGCAUUUUAAAAGAAAGCAGCCAUCUGUCUAGUGAACCAUGUUGUCCAGCUUUGGUCUGCGGGCGGUAGUGAGGUCUUCUUUCGGUGUUCUGUGUGAGAGUUCCGCUCUGUGCUCCGCGGUGUGCGUCCAGCCCUGGAGGCGCAGCUCCACUUUAUCUGGACCGACAGGCAACGGAGUUGCAGGAAGCUUCGAUGUGCCGGUUAGAAAUUACGCUCGUGUCGCAACGAAAAAGAAGACUGGCUCUGUCAGCCAACUCGAUGAUCUUCCUCCAUCAUUGCUGAAGAAGGAUUAUGCUGCAGUCCCUCUUGCGGACGGACGACCUUGUCAAACGUCUUCUUUCUCUGGAACUGGCAAGUCAUAAAGAGAAACUACAACUGAAGAAAGAACAGCUGAUUGCAAAGGUCCAGCAGGAUGAGACUGACCGUGACUCGGUGGAGGUCAGAGUGGCCGAUCUGACGGCAAGAAUUCGAAACUAUCAGGAGCAUUUGGAAAAACACCGCAAGGACAAAGCCAAUAAGAGGCGGAUGCUGAUGAACAUUGACCGGAGGAAAAAGCUUCUGAAAAGGCUGCGGCUGACUAACUAUAACAGCUUUGAGAAGGUGUGUGAACAGCUUGGCAUCACCUACAUCUUCCCCCCAGAGUACUACAGACGGGCGACCAAACGCUGGCUGGCCAAGAAGGAAUUCUGCAUCAAGGUUUUCAAGGCUGUGCAGAAGCAGAAAGCGGAGCAACGGCUGAAGCAGAGUUCACGCAACACGGACGAAAGAAAAUCCAACUAAAGUUCAAAACCAAUAAAAGUAGUCUACGUAACCUUCA
Nothobranchius furzeri (turquoise killifish) is the source of this 903-nucleotide messenger RNA. Lineage: Eukaryota; Metazoa; Chordata; Actinopteri; Cyprinodontiformes; Nothobranchiidae. The record is from RefSeq and is a predicted model, not a curated record.